ACAGAGAGUGGCAUGCUGCUAACCCCUGGUGCUAACCGUCGGUGCUAACCACUGUCACCCGGCGGCGUCUCAUUUUCCACAAAACUCAACUUCCAAGAAGAAGAAUAUUUUGACCAGCUACAUCUAAGAGGAGGCGGUGGUACGUCGCCCUCCGUCCGUCGUCGGUCAGUGUUCGUCCUUGAGCUGUUUUGUGUACGGCAGCCGGAGUUGGACUAGUAUCGAUAUUAGCCAACACUAGCUACCUUCUCCCGACAUACCAGCUGCCUCAGCGCUGUAUGUGCGGCAAUAACAUGUCAGCGCCUUUACCUGCCAUUGUGCCUGCUGCCCGGAAAGCCACUGCGGCGGUCAUAUUUCUGCAUGGCCUCGGUGACACUGGGCAUGGCUGGGCAGAAGCCUUCGCAGGCAUCAGGAUGCCACAUGUGAAAUACAUCUGUCCACAUGCUCCCACCAUGCCAGUUUCUUUGAACAUGAGGAUGUCCAUGCCUUCCUGGUUUGAUAUCUACGGCUUGAGCCCAGACGCGGACGAAGACGAGUCUGGUAUUAAGAGAGCGUCAGAGAACAUUAAAGCCUUGAUAGACCAAGAAGUGAAGAAUGGCAUACCGUCACACAGAAUUAUCCUCGGUGGAUUUUCACAGGGUGGAGCUUUGUCUCUCUACACGGCUCUGACAACUCAGCAGAAGCUCGGUGGAGUGGUUGCUCUAAGCUGCUGGCUACCUCUCCGCAAAUCCUUCCCUCAGGCGUCUGCCAACAGUGCUAACAAGGACAUGCAUGUCCUACAGUGCCACGGGGAUGCCGACCCCCUGGUCCCUUUUGUAUUUGGCAGCCAGACAGCGGAGAAGAUGAAAGGCCUCAUCAACCCUGCCAACAUCACCUUCAAGUCGUACAGGGGUCUACCUCACAGCGCCUGUCCAGAGGAAAUGGUGGACGUCAAGCGAUUCAUAGAGAAGCAGCUUCCUCCCAUCAGUGAUGAAUGAGCCCGAGAGUGUCCGCUCAGCACCAUCAGAGUCCCUUCGUCUCCGGUGAGACUCUGUGGACUCAUGGACCACUAACUUACUUGACAAUAAAACCAACGCUGCUACUCUUAGAUCCAGACCGGACUGGGGCUGCUAAAGUGUUAGCCCAGGAAAGGCAUGAUUUAAAAAAAAAAAAAAAAAAGGAUGCUGCAUCCUGACCUGGAGCCACACACAACCCUCAGUGUUACAGUAGAGUAACAUUAGUUGCUUGAUUGUAAAGCUAUUUGCCAUUGAGACGAGCCAUUUCUCACAGGAAAUGUAUGUUUCGAAAAUAACUAGGGCUGCACAUUAUGGUUUAAUACCUGCUGUCUCACAAUAAAUGGCCUGUUAAAUGUUUUUUUCCCCCAUUAAUAUAGUUAACGUGUAGUGGUGCUAAGUUUAGUAGCUAAUCAAGAAAAUAAUUUAAUUAAUGCAUUUUAUGAAGCCAAGUUGCCAAAUAUCUGUUGCUUCCAGCUUCUUAAAAUUUAAGUAUUUCUUGUUAGUUUUUUUUUUUUUUUCCAUUUUACAUUAAUGUAAAUAUAAUAAUAGGGCUUUCAAUUUGCUUACAGAUGAAACAACCAGCUUAAGAACAAAAACUAGGACUUUCACAACACCUCACACACCUAGUGUUCUUCACAUGGAACGGUGAAUUUAUAAAAGAUUUUUUUAAAGUCAAUUAUUUCUCAAUGUAAAGCUUGUGCAAACCGCACAUAGGCAGCUUUAUAUGCAAUCCACGCUCAAAGCACCUAAUAAUGAAUAUUGGCUUAAGAGAGUGUAAAUUAGUCUGUGAACGUUCACACAGGACAGCGAAAACAACAUAUGAUUGUGCUUUAUUUAAUUUGUGAGAAUUCAAAUAACUAUUUAACACAAAUUAAAAUUUUUUAAAUACACAAAUA
Molecule: messenger RNA, 1888 nt
Organism: Mugil cephalus (flathead mullet)
Lineage: Eukaryota; Metazoa; Chordata; Actinopteri; Mugiliformes; Mugilidae
Gene: lypla1
Product: lysophospholipase 1
Exons: 9
Coding region: 276-974 (232 amino acids)
Biological process (GO): protein depalmitoylation
Cellular component (GO): cytoplasm
Molecular function (GO): carboxylic ester hydrolase activity; palmitoyl-(protein) hydrolase activity
Source: RefSeq, a predicted model, not a curated record